Serpula lacrymans var. lacrymans S7.9 is the source of this 783-nucleotide messenger RNA. RefSeq lists its product as uncharacterized. The transcript is spliced from 4 exons. Lineage: Eukaryota; Fungi; Basidiomycota; Agaricomycetes; Boletales; Serpulaceae. The record is from RefSeq and is a predicted model, not a curated record. Bases 1 to 783 code for a protein of 260 amino acids.
AUGAAGAGGAAGGUGUCUGCCUCUUUGGCAGCUAAGGGUCCUCCUUGCAAACAGAAGUUCCAUCGCUAUCCACUCAGAACGAUCCACAAUCAACCGGCCCCAGCUACCAGCCAAUCAACUGUUGUUCCACCUGAUACAGAUUCUACUAUGACUGGACAAACUUCCAAGGACCGGGUGGUUUGGUCUGAGAGUCAACAGCAUAUUAUGAUUGACUAUAUAGUAGAGAACUGGAAUAAAGUGGCUGAUGGUAUGAGCUUUGCAAAGCUAUUCUGGGUUGAGGUCAAGUUGCUGUUGUCCAAAAGCCCCUUUAUGGGCGCACCUAAAUCCUGGAAGACCUGCAGCGAGAAUUGGGGGAGGAUAAAGCGCACAUAUCAGCUUAUCACGGCCUUAAUUGCAAACAGUUCAGGUAUGCACUGGGAUUCUGAAACCGGGCUCAGCAUCACAGAAGAAAGCAAGACCCAGUGGACAGACUAUGCCAAGCGCAAUCCUACUGUCACCGGGUUCAAGAACAAAGGCUGGCCUUACUUCAAGAAGUUAGAUACUGUUAUGUCCAAUCGUGCAGCCAGGGCCCUCCACCCCAUCAACAACGCUGCAAGUGCAAACCCCACCCAAGUCAAGUUCAGUGACUGCAGAAGUCCUUUGUACCCCUGCUUCUCCAGCCCAAUCGUCCACAGUGAUCAACUGGCUGGUUGCCUUGCCUUCACCAUCAUCCCUACCUGCUCCUCUGGCUACAUCCCCAAUCCCAAGUGCUGUGUCAGUGUCUUCAAGCAAGGGGAAGUAUAA